AUGUCUAGCAGAAAAAAGAAUAUUCUGAAAGUCAUCAUAUUGGGCGACUCCGGGGUUGGAAAGACGUCAUUGAUGCAUCGAUACGUUAGCGACAAGUUUUCCCAGCAAUACAAGGCGACCAUCGGAGCGGAUUUUCUCACCAAGGAGGUAACCACGGAUGGCGACAAAGUGGCUACCAUGCAGGUUUGGGAUACUGCUGGCCAGGAACGGUUCCAAUCGCUGGGCGUGGCGUUCUACAGAGGUGCGGAUUGUUGUGUGCUGGUGUACGACGUGACGAAUGCCAAAUCGUUUGAGAAUCUCAAGUCGUGGCGGGACGAGUUUCUGGUGCACGCAAAUGUGUCGUCGCCAGAAACGUUUCCGUUUGUCAUUUUGGGCAACAAACUGGAUGUGGAGGAAUCGAAGAAAAUCGUGAGCAACCGGGCUGCUCAGGACAUGGCCAAAUCGCUGGGGAACAUCCCGCUUUUCCUGACCAGCGCCAAGGGCUCCAUCAACGUCGACACUGCUUUCGAGGAAAUCGCUCGCAACGCGCUGCAGCAGAGCCAGGCCGAUGCAGACGCAUUCGAGGACGAUUUCAACGACGCCAUCAACAUCCAGCUCGAUGGUGAGCCCAGCUCGUGUAGCUGUUGA
Messenger RNA from Lachancea sp. 'fantastica', 627 nucleotides. NCBI's taxonomy places the organism in Eukaryota, Fungi, Ascomycota, Saccharomycetes, Saccharomycetales, Saccharomycetaceae. The record is from the annotation of a GenBank genome assembly.